Molecule: messenger RNA, 1882 nt
Organism: Brassica napus (rape)
Lineage: Eukaryota; Viridiplantae; Streptophyta; Magnoliopsida; Brassicales; Brassicaceae
Exons: 3
Coding region: 1-870 (289 amino acids)
Source: RefSeq, a predicted model, not a curated record
AUGAGUAUAUGCUUAGGAUCAGAUCUUUUGAAAGGUGCAUCGCUAUCCAAGAAAGACAUCUGUUUAAAUCAGCAAAACGGUCUUCAAGAGGCGCAAUCUAUAUUGAUUCAUCAAUUACAAUCACUAUGCAAUGAUAGGUACAAGAAAAAUACCGGGCAGCCGAAAAUUGCCAAUGAAGCUGUAUUGAGUGAAGAUACAAGCAACAAGAAUGGGUUAAAGAAACAUGAAAUUGAGAGGAAAUCUACAGAAGAAGGAGAAGGGUCAGGAGAGACUACAGAGAAAGGUAUUGUAAUGGGAAGUGUAGAAACAAACAAUACAUUGAGUAUCACGGAGAAAGUGAACCUGUGGGACUCUAAGGAGAGAAGCAAUAUGAGAAUAACUAUGGGGAAAGCUAAAAAAGAGGGAAAAGCUGCAAGAAGCGGUAUUGAUGUGGAGGUCACAGAGGUAAUCAAUAUAGAGACUGAUGGAUAUAGAGUCAAUCCUCAAGACGUUACAUCAAUGAUUAGUUUGGAGAAAAGGAAGGAAGAAGAAAACGCGAGCAGCGUAUCUAGAGAGAGCCAUACUGAUGAAAUGUUUUCAAAAGACGUUGAAGAAACGUCGAAAGACAAGAAGCAAGAAGCAUCAGAAACAUUGUGUCCAAUCCUUGAAUCACCAAGAUUUCUAAAUGGUUGGGUUGAAAAUGACAUGGAAGGUGAAGAUGAAUAUAAAGAUUACAGUGGAGAUAGUGUGAACUAUGAUUGGGUUAGCCACAUAUCGCGACCACGGAGUUAUUGGGACGAUCUAAGGAAGGAAAGGGAGCUGGAGAUUAUCAAGAGGCAUUCAAAGAAUGAUGAUAUUUUUCAGAAAUUGAUCAAGGAGUAUGUUCAAUGAUCUAUUCUUUUUUUUUCUUAACUUGUUUAAAUUUUUGGUGUUUUGAGCUUGUGAUUGACUGUGCAGAAAGACGGUUUUUAGCUUCCUGACAAGCGACUUCCGGAAAGAGAUUGAAAAAAUUCUUAUCUCACGGCCACAAAAAGGGUUAGAAGUAAAAGGCAAUCAUGUGGAUGGAGAAGCUAGUGAGGAGUGCUCGGCAGAAUACCAAGAGAAACUAAAAGAAAAGGAAACAGAGAGUGUGGAUCUUGAAAGUGUAAUUGUAUGUGAUGGUUUCAGCCAAGACUCAGCUAAAAGUACGAUGAAAACGUGGAUCUUCGAAGAUCAUGAACCCUACCUUAAGGAUCAUGAGAAUACCUCCUCUGUGAGUUUUGCUCUUUUUUCUUCUUCUUAGGUCAGUAUGGUUACGUGUUAGUGAAGUAACAGAUUUAUGUUUCACAUAGGAGACACAGAUGAUAUGUGGUCUCAUGGAAGAAGUUAAAAAGAUGCAAAGAGAAAUGGUAGAACUAAAAGGCUUUGUCAAAUCUUGCGUCUAUUUCCAGAAAUUCAAAUCAGCUUCAGGUGAGUGAGCUUUUAAAAGUAUUCUUGGUUCAAUUAAAAACCCAUCGAGAUUCCACCAUUGAAUGAUGUAACUGUAACUAUGAAUUUUUCUCAAUGUCAGUUUCAGAUUCUUUGCAAGGAAACUGUUCUGUCUGCUUCGAGAAGCCUAUAGACUCGCUUCUAUAUAGGUACGUUUAUGUAUGCUUGCAGAACCUGAUAAUGAUUCCGUCCAAACGCAAAAGCUGUAACAGAAUCGCGAUUUCAUUUUGCACUUUUGCAGGUGUGGACAUAUGUGCACGUGUCUGAAAUGUGGCCAUGAGCUUCUUUGGAGUACCAAGAAAUGUCCGAUAUGUAUGGCUCCAAUUAUAGAUGUUGUCAGAGCAUUUCUUGAUUCUUAGGGCUCAAAAAACAAAUGAUAUAGAAAAUAAAACUAAAACUGUACCCAGUAUUGUAAAUUAUCAAUAAGGUGAAACAA